Molecule: messenger RNA, 2280 nt
Organism: Agrilus planipennis (emerald ash borer)
Lineage: Eukaryota; Metazoa; Arthropoda; Insecta; Coleoptera; Buprestidae
Product: heat shock protein 70 A1
Exons: 1
Coding region: 135-2090 (651 amino acids)
Biological process (GO): cellular response to unfolded protein; protein refolding
Cellular component (GO): cytoplasm
Molecular function (GO): ATP hydrolysis activity; misfolded protein binding; ATP-dependent protein folding chaperone
Source: RefSeq, a predicted model, not a curated record
GCGCUCCGCUCAGAGUUGUCGAAUACACGAGAGUAUAAACAAGUUAUACAAAGCGACUUUUUUGAGAGCUAUCUCAAAGCGAUUCAUUGUGAUAUAUUUAUUGAGUGAUAUAAGUGAAUUAUCAAAGCAUCAAAAUGGUGAAAGUUCCAGCAAUUGGUAUUGACUUGGGAACCACAUACUCCUGCGUGGGUGUGUGGCAACAAGGAAAGGUCGAGAUCAUCGCCAACGACCAGGGCAACCGCACAACACCUAGCUACGUUGCCUUCACCGACACAGAAAGACUCAUCGGAGAUGCUGCCAAGAACCAGGUAGCAUUAAAUCCAUCCAACACAGUAUUUGAUGCAAAAAGACUGAUAGGUAGAAAAUAUGACGAUCCUAAAAUCCAAGAAGAUCUGAAACAUUGGCCCUUCAAAGUAGUCAACGUUGGAGGCAAACCUAAGAUCGAAGUAGAAUACAAAGGUGAAACCAAACGAUUUGCACCUGAAGAAAUCAGUUCAAUGGUACUAACAAAAAUGAAAGAAACAGCAGAAGCAUAUCUAGGUGGCCCAGUCCGAGACGCGGUUAUCACAGUACCUGCAUACUUCAACGAUUCACAAAGACAGGCCACAAAAGACGCUGGAGUCAUCGCAGGUCUUAACGUACUUAGGAUAAUUAACGAACCAACGGCCGCCGCACUCGCCUACGGUUUAGACAAGAAUCUCAAAGGCGAAAAGAACGUAUUAAUAUUUGACCUGGGUGGCGGUACCUUCGAUGUGUCCAUCCUAACGAUAGACGAAGGUUCGUUGUUUGAGGUAAAAGCUACCGCCGGUGAUACUCACCUCGGUGGUGAAGACUUCGACAACAGACUAGUCAACCACUUCGUAGAAGAAUUCAAACGCAAGUACAAGAAAGAUCUACGUACAAAUAUCAGAGCAAUCCGAAGACUUAGAACAGCGGCAGAACGGGCAAAACGCACGUUGUCAUCCAGCACCGAAGCUACCAUCGAAAUCGAUGCUCUGUUUGACGGCAUAGACUUUUACACCAAGAUCUCACGAGCCCGAUUUGAAGAACUAUGUUCCGAUCUAUUCCGCAGCACCCUCCACCCCGUAGAAAAGGCAUUAGCAGACGCAAAAAUGGACAAAUCAAUGAUCCACGACGUGGUUCUAGUCGGCGGUUCUACACGUAUCCCUAAAAUCCAGAACUUGUUGCAGAACUUCUUCUGCGGCAAACAGCUCAACCUUUCCAUUAAUCCAGACGAAGCUGUUGCUUAUGGUGCUGCAGUACAAGCCGCCGUAUUAACGGGUGACACCAGCGACAAGAUUCAAGACGUUCUCUUGGUCGAUGUCGCUCCUUUAUCGUUGGGCAUCGAAACCGCCGGUGGAGUCAUGACGAAAAUCGUUGAACGUAAUUCUCGCAUUCCAUGCAAACAAACUCAGACAUUCACGACUUAUUCUGACAAUCAGCCUGCCGUUACCAUCCAGGUAUUCGAGGGUGAACGUGCGAUGACCAAGGAUAAUAACUUGCUUGGCACCUUCGACCUGACGGGAAUUCCACCAGCGCCCCGUGGUGUACCCAAGAUCGAAGUCACAUUCGACAUGGACGCCAACGGUAUCCUAAACGUUUCCGCCAAAGAUACCAGUUCCGGAAACUCGAAAAACAUCACCAUCAAGAACGAUAAAGGCCGCUUAUCACAGAAAGACAUCGACAGAAUGGUAUCAGAAGCGGAGAAAUACCGUGAAGAAGACGAAAAACAACGAGAAAAAAUAACAGCUCGAAACCAACUCGAGAGCUAUAUCUUCAACAUAAAACAGGCUGUAAGCGAUUGUGGCGAUAAAAUUGGGCCUGAUGAUAAAGCUACUGUCGAACGAGAAUGUGAUAGUUGCUUGAAAUGGUUAGAUUCGAAUACCUUAGCAGAGAAAGAAGAGUACGAAGAUAAACAGAAACAACUUACCCAGAUCUGCAGCCCAAUCAUGGCCAGGCUGCACGGAGCUGGUCAACAACAACCCGGUGGUAAUCCCUACGGCGGAGGAAUGCCUGGAGGAAGCUGCGGUCAACAAGCUGGAGGAUUUAACAACCGGAACCAAGGACCAACCAUCGAGGAAGUCGACUAAGGCGAUGGUCUCCAAGAAAAUUAGUUCACACAUCGCAGAAUCGUUCCAUUUAAAUUUUUUUCAUUGAUUCCCUAAAAUUUGUUUCCCAUAGUUUCAGUAUGUAACAUUUUUGUUGAAAUAGUAUUGAAUAAGUUUCGGCCUUUUGUAAUCAAAAUUUUGUUUUUUCAAUAAACCACAAUUUCAGGUAGAA